Molecule: messenger RNA, 939 nt
Organism: Emys orbicularis (European pond turtle)
Lineage: Eukaryota; Metazoa; Chordata; Testudines; Emydidae
Gene: LGALS12
Product: galectin 12
Exons: 9
Coding region: 1-939 (312 amino acids)
Biological process (GO): negative regulation of type II interferon production; positive regulation of gene expression; negative regulation of CD4-positive, alpha-beta T cell proliferation
Cellular component (GO): nucleus; cytosol
Molecular function (GO): lactose binding; galactoside binding
Source: RefSeq, a predicted model, not a curated record
AUGGGCCCCACUUCUCCGGUAGAUUUCAUCCUCCAGCCCCCAGUUUUCCACCCGGUGCUCCCGUACAUCACGAUGAUCUUCGGUGGCUUGACCCAUGGGAAGAUGGUUCUGGUGCAGGGCGUGGUCCUUGCAGAGGCCGAAAGGUUCCAGGUGGAUUUCCAGUGUGGCUGUAGUGUGAUGCCCCGGCCAGACAUUGCCAUCCACUUCAACCCCCGCUUCCGCUCCCGGCCUCAUGUAAUCUGCAACACCCUGCAGAACGGGCGCUGGCUGGAGGAGACCAAGUUCCCCCACCUCCCUCUCAAGAGGGGAGAGGCCUUCCAGCUGCUCUUCCUCUUUGGGCAGGAUGAGGUGCAGGUGAGUGUGAAUGGACAGCACUUCCUCCAGUACCGCUCCCGCCUGCCCCUGGCCCGAGUGGACACCGUAGGGGUGUUUGGCGACAUCAUGGUGAAGAGCAUGGCCUUCCUGCGCAGCAAUCCCUUUGACGCCAGCCGAACUGAGUACCCUGUUGCUCAUCCAAUGCAGCUAAACAGCUCCAAGCUGGCUGUGCCAUACUGCCACCCGCUCCCCCGUGGACUUGCAUCAAGAGACACCAUUACAGUGAGAGGACUGGUUUGCCCAGUGCCAGAGGGAUUCAGCCUCAGCCUGAGGGAAGACCCGUCCCAUGUGCCCCUAAGACUCAGCACCUGCUUUAGAACCAGAGCCCUGAUGUGGAGCUCCUUCCCAGAUGAGGCCCUGAGCCAUGCAGAGAAAGUGGCAGCCUGCUUCCCCUUUCAUCCCCAGCGCUUCUUUGAGUUGCUGCUUGUCUGUGAGGAGGGGAGUUUCAAACUGGCACUCAACGGGAUCCCCCUGGGACAGUAUGACACGCCUGGGCUCUCCUGGGACCGGAUCACAGAGCUGUGGAUAGAGGGUGACGUCACACUCUACAGUGUCCUCUCCUGA